AUGCCCCCCAGAUCCCCCUCCCCAAACUCCAUCGACAUAGAACUAAACGCCCUCUCCCCCACAACCUCAGACCCGGACCUCCCGCUCUCAAUGUCUUCCCCCUCCAAACCACCGCGAUGGCUCGACCCAAGACCAUCAACCUUCUUCUCCCGUCUAACUUCCUCCCCCAUCUUCCACCGCCUUAAACAAAUCCUCCGUCCGCGUAUAACAUGGCGCUACAUCACUUUCUCAGCUAUAGGCCUCUACGUCUUUUACUGCUUCAUCACAUGGCAGCCCUUCUUCUCGUCGCGAUUACCGGCGUACUCUGGUCCUCAUGACGUCGGGGCGAUAGAUCUUGAGAUCCCACUCGAUAAACCAAAACGUAUCUCCGAUACUAUCCUCAAAGAAACUGGAAAACCAGCAUUUGAGGUCGAAACUGUUCUAUUCACUGUGUAUUAUCCCGCCGUCAAAAACGCUGCUUCGCGCACUGCGCUACAUCCCUGGGUCCCGAAACCGAUCAGUCUCACAGCAGAAGGCUACGCUCGCGCCGCUAGUUUCAACAACUUCAUCACCCGUCCCAUCUUUACUUUUGCGCUCUGGCUUUUAGUCGGCAGUAUCAAGAUCCCCGCAAAAGUAGACACCCCCAUCCUCGACUCCGACGCAAAGUUCCCCGUCAUGAUCUUCUCCCACGGCUCUGUGAGUUCGAGAACUGAUUACACACACUACAUAGGCGAACUCGCCAGCCACGGACAUAUCAUUGCCGCCCUCGAACAUCGCGACGGAAGCUGUCCAGGCACCAUGGUCCAGAUCAAGAAUAAAAAGGACAGACCAGUAUUUCUCAUCAAGGAAAAGGACCUUCAGUCUACUCGACCUAUGAACGACACCGUUCUUAAGAAAGAACAACUUGCCGUUCGCACAGAAGAAAUCCUCCAGGCCGUUCAUGUUCUACAAGACGUCAACAACGGCAAAGGCUCAGAGAUCUUCACCUCCAAUUCCCGCCACGAAGGCCAAACCCUCGCCGCAUGGUCCAACCGUCUCGACUUCAACCACCUCACCAUAAACGGCCACUCCUACGGCGCAACGGGCGCUCUCCAAGCCCUCAAAACCGCAAACACCACGUCCACCAACCCGGCCAUCGGCGGAAUCGCUCUCGACCCCGGCAAAUCAAGCGGCCAACUCAACGCCGAAAUCCCCGUCCCUCUUCUCGUAGUACACUCCAACUCCUGGUCCAAGUCACACAGCAUUUUCUACGGCCGCCCACACUUUGACACCGUCGCCGAGAUAGUACGCGGUGUACGCGACAAAGUCGGCACAGCGUGGUUUCUCACCAGCAUUGGAACAGCGCAUCCCAGCGUGACGGAUGCGCCGCUGCUGCAACCGCUUCUCCUCAAUUUUGCUACGGGUGCGACUGCGGAUGUGCGCAAGGCGCUUGGGGAGUAUGUCAAGGUGACGCUGGACUUUUUAGCUUAUACAAAGAAUGGGACCAGGGAGGGUGUGCUUGGAGAGGAUGUGACGCAUGAGAAGUAUGGAGAGUGGGUGGAUGGGAGGGAAAAGACGUUUCCCAAGGAGUAUGCUAAGAACUGGGAGGUACACGUAACUCCUCUUAAGCAAAGGUAA
Fusarium pseudograminearum CS3096 is the source of this 1596-nucleotide messenger RNA. RefSeq lists its product as uncharacterized. Gene Ontology annotation, molecular function: 1-alkyl-2-acetylglycerophosphocholine esterase activity. The coding region runs from base 1 to 1596 and encodes 531 amino acids. The transcript has a single exon. NCBI's taxonomy places the organism in Eukaryota, Fungi, Ascomycota, Sordariomycetes, Hypocreales, Nectriaceae. The record is from RefSeq and is a predicted model, not a curated record.